AUGGCCGAGUCGUCACUCGAGCAUCUCUUCGGCGCAUGCACACUCUCUUUAUCCACACCAGAAAACGCCUAUGCGCUGCCCUCGACGCUGCCAGGCCCGAGUUCGUGGCUACAGACUACACUUGCAGAAACCGUCGAUCGUAAACUCGCCUACUUUGACGAAGUUUUGAGCGCAUUUCUCGUCUUACGUAUACCAUAUGACCCAUCGUCUACGGGAGAUGACGAUCAGGGGGAGAUUACUGCCGCAUCCACCAUCACCAACGUGAAUGAGAGCGGUCGUCCACCGACGGAUAUUCUCACUUUUUUGACGUUUCUACAAGUCGGAUUCGACGCGUCGUAUAUUGCUCCACGACAGGAAAGUCCGGUCGCAAGCCCUGGAGGCGCUAUACCAGCGACACCAGGACCUGAACAGCCCAAGACGGGGAACGCCUUUCUGGGUCCACCACCUCCUGGAAGACCGGGCGCGAAACCAAGGCCGGGGAGUAGUCCUCUGAAACCACGCCCGCCACCCCUCAUUCCGCCACAAACGCCCAAUCCUACUCCACAGAUGGAGGAUUCAGAGCGACAGUACGCAGUUGCAGAGGGAAUACAGCUCCACUCGUUUAUCUGGGGGGAUGCACCUGGCGCGGGUGCGAAAGAAACCAGAAAGGACGAGUUUUGCAUCCUAUGGGAUGAAAAGUCCAAAGAGUGGGUCGUCAUUUAUCGGAUGGAUGUCACCAUAGUGUAUCUAAAGACCCGAGUCCCUGAUCCGCUGCUGUCGCUGACGGUGUCGAUCACGUUGAGAGAGAAACCGCUCGCCAUUACACCAGCACGCAAACCAAUAUUCGACAUGCUUCAUGUCGGAGACGAUGCCACCCGAACGCCCACACAACCACACACCCAACAACCGGCCAUGCCGAGCUAUCGCGACUUGUUUGGAGACCUCGAGGAAAUCAACUUGCUUGAUGGACUCUCUACAGGCACAACAUUCCCUACAAAGGAAGAUGAAGAGCCAUUCGAGUUACCAACAACGAGAGUUGCCUCUAUCAUCCGACGACAAGCAUACUGGCUCCCUCCACUUCGCACACGACAGGUCGCACCCAUCCCGUCUCCUACAUCUGCACGCACCUCUCGACCGGUUCUCCGAAAGGCGUUUCGCAAAACACUAAGCACGUGCAAUGGAUUCAGCGUCCGCAUGAGGACAAUUUUCGUGCCAUAUGUCCUCAUACCAGGCAUUGGUGAUGACGACGAGGAGCGCCGACAGGCUGGCAGCGAAGAGCGGAGCGUCGUCCUCUGCGUAGAGAUUGAAAACACCGGCGAAUCGGCAAAGGACUUUGAAGUCGAGUCGGUCAAGGUUAAUGUUAGCGGCGAGGGCGCAUCCUCGUAUUUAAUCAGCUGGGGGGAGAGUCUGGCCAAGAUGGAGCCAGAUUCUGUCUUCCCAUUGCGCUUGAAACCGAUUGAGCAAUGCAACCUGCUCUAUUCGGUCACAUUCCUUCAUCCGACGGACGCAAAUGACCCAAUUCCUAGAGGAUCGACAGCACCACCCCCAGCUGCCGCCGGGGACUUGCAUCGUUCGGUGUCAAUUAUUAUUAGGGGACGGCCAUGCGAGCUCAUCAACGGCAAGCUAUCUUACCCGACGGACGCAUUCAAUUCAAAGUGGAAUUGCAUGCUCAACCUUGCCACGAAUCAACAAGCCGACGUCAGUGACUAUCAGCUCAACGAACCUCUUUCUCCAGGAGAUGCGCUACCGACACCCGCGACACCGUUCCCUGUCUCCAGUCCGAGAGUACAGACCGAAUUCGAACGUAACCACCCAAUAUCGUCCACCAGAUCUCCUGCUAUCGGAGGAAGUAAAAGACACACAGUUUCUGGUCUAAGUGGUCGGAGAAACACGAUCCCAUCGCCUAUCAAAGUUCGGUUUUCUCUCCCGGCUGGUAUCACGGCAACCUCGACUCCUUCUACUGCUGGCGUGCGUAUCAAUCAGUCUGGCCCACCGAGCCCUGCUGGAGGGAGCAGCGGGCUGGCGACACCGACGACAGCAUAUGUCCCACCAACACCUGCAUACCCUGCCUGGCCGACCGAUACACAAGUUGUACCUCCAACCCCGUAUCUACAAGCACCGAUGAUGGGUCAACAAGGCAGCAUGGUCGGCCAAGUCGUCGAACCGCACCGUGAGCGACGCAUGGGAGCAUCCGGAGCGUUUCUCCCUCCUACUCCCGGUCCAUCAGCUUAUGGUGCGACUGUUUCAGAGAAGCUCAUGAGCAUGGAACCCUAUUCGGAACCAGUCGUAGUCUCUGUCGCGCUCCUUAGUCCACUGCAGGCCACAAGCGAAAAGGAGCACCGGCGCGCGUUGGGUGUCAAAAAGGAUUGGAUAUAUCCACUGGAUAUAUUUGCAUUGGAGAUUUUCGUCUUCAACCAGAGCCCGGUGACCAGACGGUUUGAGGUGUCGUUCCCAGAUAAGAAGAGGUAUAGGAAGCAAUUGGCAGAAGAUAAGCGACGGAGUGCGCUACAAGAAGGCCCGUAUACAAACCAUCGCAUGGUCGGUGAUGCCCUCUCAAGGAUCGGGAGCCAAGCAGGUAUUCUACCAUUAGAAAACCGUAUUCGAAUCGGGCCCCUUCGACCCGAGACGUGUCAGUCCGUGCGCAUGCAGUUCUUGGCGCUCAGGCCGGGACUUCACUCAGUCGACACGCUUACUAUUACAGAUACCGAAGCAGAGUUUUCUUUGAACUUGCGCAAUGGUACCAUAGUUCAAAGUCCCAUCGCCGUUACUUUUGCUGCUGCAGACGAGUCUAAGAAGGAACCUAACCUUGCUCUGACACAAAAAGGACCCACUCCGGGGCGCAAGUAUUCUGCUCAAUGGGUAAAAUAUAAUUGGGAAGCUGCCGUCCACGCUGGUACCCUGUUGCCCCGCCUCGUCUAUAGCGGGGUGGUUCUUUUGCUCAUCAUUGCUUGGAUUCUUGUUACGCUUGCUUUCACCAAGUCCGAGCUCGAUUUCGAGAAACAAAAUGCUCGAGAAAUUACAGUCAAUCAUAGCAAGACGGACAUUCUGCCUGAUGGCGCGGUUGGGCUCAAGGGUCAAUUCCUCAAUUUUGACCCUGCGAAGCAUUCCUUGACUGUUUCCUGGUCGGGAAUAUAUAGAGCAGACAACGGAACAGGUUGGACGACUCUUGGUGACUACGACGACCCCAGCAGCGUCGUCUUCGACGAAGGGAUCGCUAUUUUUCGUGAUCUUUGUGCAACACAGUGGGAUUAUGUUUGGAAUAAGACAUCCCAGACGAUCCUCAGGAACGGAACCUUCCACUCCAAGCUUGAGCUCGACGAGCGCGAGAAGGCUGAUAAGAACGUCACCCUCGCAUAUAUGUAUCGCGUCCAUAACGAAUCCGCGAUCCCAGCUGGAAUUCUGGGUGUUCAUCCUUGGGAUUCCUUUGACACCGACAUCACAUUCGCGCAACUGCGAUCGCAAGAUGUUUGGGUGGCCCCAUUGAUGGGAUACCCAUUUGACCUUUGGUCAGGAUCCAUUGUGUUUGUGGCUAGUGAUCUCGCCUGGGUCCAAAAAAACCACAUCAAUGGCGGCAACGUUUUCGAAAUAGCAAAUGUUAUGAUGGCUGGCAACACAUUGAACUGGCGGUUCUCAUUCGACUUCAAUAACACGUGCAAGACGGAUCAAGUAUGGGACUACACGAACCGGACCACCUUCCAUCAUUCUUGUCAUUUGCAAGUUAACUUUGUCGGAAGACGUCCUCCUAUGGUAAUAUUUGCAGCUGUUUCAGCCGUAAUAGUGAACUGGACGUCUGCCCUUUUCAUAUUCAUCCUGACUUGCGAGGCCAUCGUCAUGAGGAGGAAGUACAUGCUGAACGGCACGGAUAUCUUGUCCGUUUGCUUCACUGCACUCUUCGCUCUGCCUACAAUCAGAUCUUUGCUGCCAGGAGCACCCGAAUACGGCAUGAUUCUCGACUUGGUCGGCGUUCUACCAUGCACAAUUCUCAUCGCACUUUGCACGGUUGCCGUCGCUGUGGCGAAACUGAACAAAAGGCGCAAAGAAGAGAACAAAGACGAAUAG
Molecule: messenger RNA, 4038 nt
Organism: Serendipita indica DSM 11827
Lineage: Eukaryota; Fungi; Basidiomycota; Agaricomycetes; Sebacinales; Serendipitaceae
Source: the annotation of a GenBank genome assembly